Messenger RNA from Catharus ustulatus (Swainson's thrush), 8853 nucleotides. It is a transcript of the gene TTLL4, whose product is annotated as tubulin tyrosine ligase like 4. The record is from RefSeq and is a predicted model, not a curated record. Lineage: Eukaryota; Metazoa; Chordata; Aves; Passeriformes; Turdidae. Gene Ontology annotation, cellular component: cilium. Gene Ontology annotation, biological process: protein polyglutamylation; microtubule cytoskeleton organization. The transcript has 18 exons. The coding region runs from base 4888 to 8118 and encodes 1076 amino acids. Gene Ontology annotation, molecular function: tubulin binding; tubulin-glutamic acid ligase activity.
UUGCCAGCUUCACUGCUGGCAAAACAGAGCUGCAAAAUCUGCUGUCACUGUGCACUACUUCUGCUUCAGGGCUGGGGAAUCUGCCAGGGAGAAAAGUUGAUAUCCUUUGAUAGGGAUAGGGAGUCCAUGCUCUGCCCUUUGCUGUGGCCCCUGCACUGUCUGGUCACAGCCAGGCCAGCCAUCCUGGGGUGAGCACUGAGCAAGCCCUUUAUUUCAGGUGUCCCUAAUACACUCAAGCCACAGCCCUGGAUUUUCUGCCUACUGUGCCAGAAUUUCUCUCCUCACGUGGCAACCAUGUUUCAAUGCUCUUAGAGUGGUGGGAAAGUCCCUUGUGAAGUCAAACACAUGAGCCUUCAGUCCCCAGCCCACCCUGUGUGUGCGUGGAGGGAGGCAUUUGCUGCAGCGCAGAUAGUGGCUGGAUUCCAGCUCUGCCAUGGCUUGGUCCAUCAUCCUGCUGUCCCUGAGGUCUGCCUCCACCUUGGGAACAGGAGCACACACCUGAGCUACUCUUAUUUCUCUUGCAGGGCAGUGCUCUGCUUAGGUAAAGGGUCGUUUGGGGCAGCCAUACACUCCUCAUACUUCCUCUGUUCAGUGUCGAGUUCAGCACCACAGCUGAUGAAUGCAAAUGACCAGCCCUGGCACAAAUGUAAUCCUGGGAUGCAGGUGGAAUUUGCUGAUGCAUCCUCACAGAGGUUGAUUUCUUACUGGGUUUUUUUUGGGUUUUUUUUGGUUUUUUGACCUGAGUGGCCAAUCAAAAACUCGAUGUCCCAUUUAGGACAGAAAUUGGUUGUCAUCCUCUGGAUUUGCACACAAAAUGUGGUUCUGUAAGGAUGAUAUUUAACCUGAGAGGGAACAGUGAAGCUUAACUGUGUGGCAAAGGAGCACACCAGGCUGUUGUGGUGGCCAAACUGCCUCAGCUGUGUUGUCCUCAUGGACAAAUUGUGGCCAGCAACACCCUCUGCUCUUCAGCUUGAACUUGCUGGUGUCCUCAGGUGCUUUGGCUUGGUGUGUGACUGCCCUUGAGGCCACUUGUUUCUUGGAGCUGAUGUAAGAGAGGGAGGGCUGUUUCUAUGCUGCUGAAACACAGGUUUGUACCUUGCUACCAGCUGUUGGAGCAGUUUUAGGCACUCAGUUGGUUUCAGAUCAAUGCUGUUGAUCUUGUUCAAAGUUUUAAAUUUUUGAAGGGAAACAAACCCUUAUCUUGAAAUGUAUAUUAGUUUUAAAACUAGUUUGUUUUGCCUUGUUGUUAACUUGUUUGUUCAAGCUUUAAUCAAAAGUCCCAGAGCUUCAAGUGAGGAACUUGAUGCAAACUCAGGUGUCAUUUAGAAAAAGAUGUUGUCCUUUUUAAUAAUAAAGAACAGAACAGACUAUGCACCCUGCAACGGCAUAGAAAACAAUAGCAAUUGCAGUUGUCUAAUCUCUCCUCCUUGUGACUUCAGGCUGUGUGUGGCUGACAACACAUUAUCAGGUCAGCUUGCGGUGCAUACAUUUACAAGCUCUUGUUAUUUUAAGUGUGUCACCAAGCUGCACUUAAAAUAACCUCCACAGCCAAACUCCUCUAACUGGGAUGAUGUGCACACCCGGGCUCUUAAGGUCUUGACCUUUCCUGUUUGGAACAGGACUGUGAGGAGCUGCCAUGCUGCCAUUAGAAGAGCACAUGCUGCAGUGGGGCUCAGACUGGAAGAAAGGAUUGUGGCUGAUGCAUACUGGGGUGCACAGAGGCUGGGGCACGUAUUCACCCUGUGCUCUUGUGAUGUGACAUUUCUACAGGCUGUGACAGUCUUCCAGCUGACCUCCCAACAUUUGUGAGCAAGCUUUGUGGCAAUAAAAGAUGCUGGCAGAAUAAUUAUGAGCAAGUUCAGCUGUACAGUCACUCCAACAGUAACAGCUUUGGCCUCUGUAUUGUGUGUCAAUAAGUCCAAGCCGAAAUCCAUUAAUUACUUGGUUGGGUUUGAAUUCCAGCCUGGCCACUUCACCAGCUAGUUUCCCUAGCUCAUGUUUCUACAAUAAAAUUUCAAGGGUGUAGUUGUUGCCAUUGUGAGAUGCAGAAGAGACUCCAGCUCCUUUGUCAUAGAGUUGGGUUGGCAGAACUAGGGAUUGCGUCAAGCUGUGACUUUUGUCCAUCCCAAAGCUCCAACUGAAUUAAACAUAAAGGGAAAACUUCCCUGCUGGUAACCAGCAAGGGUUUACCCUGGGGCAGGUUCCUGCCCAGAGCUACAGAGAUGUGGCAGCUGCUUGUGACCACAGCCUGGCAUGUGAAGGUGCCUCCCUCCAUCUCCUUCAGGUCUCUUGGAUGUGUCAAGCUGUCCUUGCAGUAAGGAUGGGAGACAAUUUUCAGGUGGACAUUAGCGCUGGCUGUGCUGGCAUGCAGGAGGUGUGAAUGGGGGGAAGGACAGGUGGCAUGGGCUGGUGCUGUCAGUCUGGAUACAUCCUGACUUGCCCCCUGUGGGGUGUCUUCCUUUCAUCCUUCCUGCCCCUAUCUCUGAGCUCCUGUGUCUCCACAGGGAAACAGUGAUGGUGACUAGCUGUUGGCCAACCUAGGCUUUACCUGAAAGCUGAUCUAAAGGCCCUGCAGCUUUCUUAUGCAGCCGCUGCUUCCUGCACACCCCUCCCUUGUGCUGGCCCAGAUGCUUCUGCAACUUCAUGACAAAACUGCUCUGGAGAGGGGCAAGCUCAGCACAUUUUUGUCUGCUACUAUGGAGCUGGGUUCCAGGCAGUGUUAGUUAAGGCUGUGCCAUGGCCAGACUUCCACCCUGGCAGUCACAGCCAUCAGCAGUACUCCCAUGUCUGUGUCAGUCACAUCUGUGCACUCCAGAUCAGGGUCACACAGGGCUUCUGCUGGCAUUUUCACACCUGUGUAUAAGCUGACUGUAAGAUUCACAGUCCUCGUUACAGCUUCAUUAGGCCACAUCACUUUUAUUUUUGCAGUAGGAUGAUCCACUGAUAGCUGUAAAGCCGGGUGGAGAUGAGGCACAGAUGGCUUUUACUUCAGGCUGGUUUUACAAGGUCAUUUCGCAGCUGUAGGCGGUGGUCAAACUGGCAGCGUGGUGAUGCCACAGUGACAGACCCUCUAGGCAGGAGCACUUUUAUUCUCCUUGGAUUUUAAUUUGCUCUUUAGCACCUAUGUUCACUGGUGUCCUAGGGUCAAUUUGUGGUCUGAGUGCGCUUGUGAGCUGGGUGCAUCUGGAGGGGGCAGCACGUGGAAGCCAAGCACUGCUCCCUUGUUUACUGGUGGAAAUUUGAGCUGGGCAGGUGGCGGCAUCUGAGCCACAGCUUCUUCGCUCUGUGCUAAUCGCUGUGAAUGUCACAACACAGCCAGGUUUGCUGCUGGGGGCAGAUUGGGUAGCAGUGGAAUAGUGUUGUACAUCUCAGUUGUGGAAUUCUCUUCCUUGGGGCUUGGAGCCCCUCUGGGCUGCAACUCCCACUGGGAUGCAGGCGCCCUGUCCUCAUCAGGAGUUCUCAGCUUGACUGUACAAGCACUAACAAGCAAUGCAGCCCUAUGGGUGUGGAAUGGACUCGGCACCUUCUGUAUUUCCUUGCAGAGCUUGGCAGGGUAGCAGCUCUCCUUGAGAAUGUAUAGUUCCUAUGGGAUCCUGCAUUGGAUGUUCCAUCUCCUACAUCCUCUGGCUGAGAUGCUGCUGACCUGGUAUGUGCUGGAGACUGGAGCUGAUUCACAACUUGAGAAAGCCUGGCAGGUGUAGGUCUGUCUGACCCAGCCGUGUGAUGGUGCGAGCUGCUGUGAUGGUGGUACAGAGCAACCUCAGGGUCUCCAAGCUACUCUUUAACUGCUGCAUCUGAGGCUUGUCUUUCAGGUGAGAAAGGAGUGUGUAUGUGUAUGGCAAGAAAAGGAAGAGUGUGAUGGUUGAUGCUUAUCCUUCUUUUUAUACCUUUGUUUUUUUUUAAACAUUCAAGCGUGUGAGAGCUGGAAGGUGGAAGAACCAGCCAGCCUGCUUAGAAUACAAAUUCCUAUCACAGCUGUAUCCAGGGGCCCUCCAGGCAUGUGUUAAAGCAAUAACUGGCUAGUGGUUUGUUUUCUCUUUUCCCUUCUCCUCAGGCCAAGAGGAUGUUGCAGGUAUGGUGCAAUAGUUCAUUCUAGGAAGAUUCAGGAUACUUGCAUCUGAAGCUGUGUGGUCUGCCAGUUUGCUCCUUGCAGGAGACUUUUCUGUAGGACUGCAGUGGGGAGAAAUGUGUUGUGCAUAGCACUGCCAGUCUCUGCUGGAAGCAGAUGUGUUGAUGUUAGAACAGCCCUGCAUUUACUUCUUGCUGCCUUCUCAGUCCUGAGCUCUAUAGGAAGCCUUUAGCCCUCACAGAUCUUUUUGAGAAAACAUUUUUGAGAAAACAUCUUUUUAAAAGGAGCAUGAGAAACAAGCAAGGGCUGAGGUUCUCACCUAGUUGUGCAACAUUGCGAACUGAAGCUUUAAGGAGCAGGAAGAAAACAAAAGCAGACAUUUUGGGGCUUGUGGCAGAGUCAGGAGGCUGAUACUGGAGACACUGACCUGUAGGAGUGGGCUCUAGCUGCCAUGUGGGUCCCAGGCAGGCACCCUCUUGUUGCAGACAGGAUGACUGUGCUGAGGCUGCUACCCCACGGCCCUGGCUGGUAGUCAGGCACCCCUGUGUGUUUGCAGCGUACAAGCUUUCCUGCAGAUGGCUCUCUUUACAUUGUUUUUUGCAUCCUCUGGUUUCAUGGGAGAUGCCAGCCGUUCUUUGACUUGGUCUCAGGAGACUCUUGGUGAGCUCAGUAAAUGGGAGAUGUGGUUUCUACCCUGCAGGAAAAGCAACUCACCCUGCUUUUCUCACGUGGCAUUGGGCUGGGUGCUGUGCCCUGACAGGGCAACAGUGUCUUUCAUGUUGUCCUUUUGUUUCAGACCAGCAAAGAUGCUGCUGUAGAUGACUAACGUGCUUGUGCUUCACAUACUAUGGCACUACAUGGCGUCUGCAGGACCAGGCCAUGCUAAUCUGGGCCCCAAACAGCAGAAGAGCAUUGGGCUGGAGUCAGGCACCCUUUCGGCAGAAAGAUCUGAGCCGUGCUGGGCCUGGUGCCUUGCUCAGCAGCAGGCGAAACCCAUCUGGAAUUUAGAGGAGAGAUAUGAGAGUGCUUUCCAGCAUCGCAUCCUGCUCCCCUCAGGGAUUCCUCUGCAGCAAUCCUGCCUCUUGUGCCCACCGUCACUCUGCCAUGCACAGCCCACUGAAGACAGCCUCCAAAGCCCUCCAGACACUGGUUCUGUCACGGGAAGGGUGAUGUCUUCCAUACUGAUGGAACCCUGCCGGCUGGCAGAGGAGUGCUCUGGUACUGGGGUCAAAGGCUCUGCCCUCAGCUCAGGUCAGCAGGCUGCCAGCUCCUCUAGACCAGUGCUCAAUAACAACUCCUUCCUAUGGCCAAGCAGUGCUAAAGUGCCUUUUCUGCAGUCGCUGAAGAUGAAAAAGGUGGAAAACACCCAGAAUUUUCCUGCUGUUUCAUGGUCCUACUCCGGAGACAAUAGAGACAGCUUCCCUAGCAGCCUGAUCAACAGAGCAGUGACAAACAGCAGUGUUGUGUCAGAGCAAAACACAAUCCCCUCCCUUGCCCCUGUGCCAAGCAGCGCGAUCCUCAGGAAGGAGCAGUGCUCAUUGGAUGACGCUAAGGGGAGACUUCUCAGCUCAAAAGAGAAGGAACCAAAGAGCCUCUUUAAGGCUGUGCAGCAGCUACCUAGUCAGGCUGUCACACACAGAGGCUUUGGGUGCCAAGUUGAAAGUUCUGGCCUUAUGAAUGUGGGUAGCCUAUCCAACCAGAACAGCAGGAGGAGGCAGCAUGCUGGAGUGCAGAUCAUCCGGAAAGAAACCAUUGCUCCCCUGAACAUGGAGCUGGGGAGCCAUCGCCUUACCAGUAACUCGAGCCUUACUGGCACCUGUGAUGCCGCUGCCCGCACUAAGCGGAUCAGUGACCGUCCCUUGGCCUCGUGUGCCGGCGUUCCCGACUGCAGCACCGGCUGCUGUCCCGCAGGCAUGCUGAGCCCUAUGUGUGUGGGGGGCUGCCGGGCAAGAACAGAGUCUCUGCAUUUCACUGCCAUCUCUGAAGUGGCAGCGCAGGUGUCCACCAUCCAACUGGAGAAAGAGGACAAACAGGCCCAGGCUGUGGUCCCAGGAAAGCUUGAUGCUACUGCUGAGAAGUCACUGCUGGAGCUGAGCCAUCCGCAGGAUGAAGCAGAGGAAGAACUUCCUGAUGGCCUGGACGAGAGCUGCAGUCAAGAGGAGUAUGAAGACAGUGACUCGGAUGCUUCCUCUGAUGCUGAUGUGUUGUCCAGUGGCUCUGUGAUUCCUGGAUCCAGGAGUUGCAUCGAGUGCCUGGCCCAACCUACUGAAGCUCAAGACAAAGUGCUCAAACCAGCUCUUGUCUGCAGUUUAUUCCCUAAUGUGCCUCCAACUAUCUACUUCAGUACUCGGGAUGAGACAGUGGAAAAACUGCCUUGGGAGCAGAGGAAGCUGCUGCGAUGGAAAAUGUGCAGAGUCACACCUAACAUAGUGAAGCAAACCAUUGGCAGGUCCCACUUCAGGGUUAGCAAAAAAAGCAAUGACUGGCUGGGUUGCUGGGGCCACCACAUGAAAUCUCCUGGCUUCAAAGCCAUCAGAGAGCACCAAAAGCUAAACCACUUCCCUGGUUCAUUUCAAAUUGGAAGGAAGGACCGUCUGUGGCGUAACCUGGUGAAGAUGCAGGCUCGCUGCGGGAAAAAGGAGUUUAAUUUCUUCCCUCAAUCCUUCAUCCUGCCCCAGGACAUCAAAUUACUCAGGAAAGCAUGGGAGGAAGGAGCCAGCCGGCAGAAAUGGAUUGUGAAACCACCAGCAUCAGCAAGAGGCAUUGGUAUCCAGGUUAUCCACAAAUGGAGCCAGCUCCCCAAAAGGAGACCACUUCUAGUACAGAGAUAUCUGCACAAACCCUACCUCAUUGGCGGGAAGAAGUUUGACCUGAGGAUCUACGUUUAUGUCACUUGCUAUGAUCCCCUCAGGGUCUACCUGUUCAAGGAUGGAUUGGUUCGCUUUGCUAGCUGCAAGUACUCCUCCUCAAUGGAGAGCCUCAGCAACAAGUUCAUGCACUUGACCAACUACAGUGUGAACAAGAAGAACACAGAAUACAAAUCCAACUCGGAUGAGACUGCUUGUCAGGGACACAAAUGGGCACUCAAAGCUCUCUGGAGUUACCUGACCCAGAAGGGAGUUAAUAGUGACGCCAUCUGGGAGAAGAUUAAGGACAUUGUUAUCAAAACCAUCAUCGCUUCUGAGCCCUACGUGAACAGCCUGGUGAAGUUGUAUGUGCGCCGACCGUAUUGUUGCCAUGAGCUGUUUGGGUUUGAUAUUAUGCUGGAUGAAAACCUCAAGCCCUGGGUCUUAGAAGUCAACAUUUCCCCAAGCCUCCACUCCAACUCCCCACUGGAUGUGAGCAUCAAGGGCCAGAUGAUUCGGGACCUCCUCAACCUCGCUGGCUUUGUUCUGCCCAGCAUGGACAGUAUGGCCUCAAGGACACCGACAAGAAGUGACUUUACAUGCAGUCUGGGCAGUGCUUUGAAGGAGAAGCCCAAGCCAGUAUCUGAGCAUUUGAGAGCAGAGAAAAUGAAGAAGGCCUAUUACUUGAUGCAGAAGAUACCUGACCAGGAUUUUUAUUCUUCUGUCUUGGACAUCCUGACUCCGGAUGACGUUCGCAUCCUGGUGGAGACAGAGGAUGAGUAUUCCCGGCGUGGGCAGUUUGAGCGGGUGUUCCCUAGCCACAUCUCCAUGCGGUACCUGCGCUUCUUUGAGCAGCCUCGUUACUUUAACAUCCUGGUGACCCAGUGGGAGCUCAAAUACUACUUGAAUAGACACAAAGGUCUGGAGCUACUGAAGAACUGGUGUGUCAAAGGUUACCACACUGGGGCAGGGAUGGAUUUGGCCCAGAUGUGGUCAUUGCCAAAGUCGUUCUUCCUCCAGAAGAGUAGCAUUCAAUCAAACGGAUUCAGCAAACUGGAACUGGGCAGACUGGGCACAUGCCUCCCUUCAGCUGGUGAGGAUCUCAUGAGAUGCCUGGAGCCCAGCCCUACUCAGAGCUUACAUCUCAACAAGUGCACUGGUGGAGGCAACCAGAGACCUGCUGACACUGCCCUGGUGAUGUGACCAAGCAGCCACUGUCCCUCCCUAGGGACACAUCAACCUACCUCAAAGGAAGAGACAGGAGAUGGCUCUGUAGAUAAAGGACUGUGGGAGCCCCUUGCACUGCACACUUGUUUUGGGGCUGUUUUUAGAGAGGGGUGUUUUCCUGGGCAAAGAGGAGUCCUGUGUGACUUCAGUUUCUGAAACAAGCAGCAAAGCCUGAGGAAGUGGGGGUUAUCUGGCCUUUGUCCUAGACUGUUCUUAAAGCCUGACAUGGUGGUUUCUUUGCUGCGUAGGAGCUGGCUGAGCUUGCAUUUCUUGUCCCUAGUCAUCACAGGCUGAGCCCUUGCUCACCUGUGUCUGUGUCCUGAGUUGCUGGCAGCUGAGUCUGUUCUUGCCCUGCUGCAGCCUGGCCCCUGGAGACAAGUCCCCAGUCCUCAUGCCUGGGAGGGAAAACUGCCCAGUUUUAUUCUUUCUGAAUGUCUGUGCCAGCAUCCUGCCCCCACCAGGAACAGGCCCUGCAGGAGACCUCAGGCUUGCACAUCACAGCUCCAGAGAGACCACGGGUACCAGUGUGGCUCCAGUUUGAUGUGUUGUUAGUAGGGCUGCUGGGGAGGGAGCAUCCUUCUCAAGGCCAUUGGCUCUCUGGUGUGCCCUGCAGCAUGUGUGCACAGACUGCAGGCUAGUGCUCUUCUCUUGGGUCUGCUUUCUAUUUUCCCUUUGUUUCUCAAGGAUUUCUAUUAAAGAUUUAACAGUCAA